This is a messenger RNA of Moneuplotes crassus, 1125 nucleotides long. The record is from the annotation of a GenBank genome assembly. NCBI's taxonomy places the organism in Eukaryota, Ciliophora, Spirotrichea, Euplotida, Euplotidae.
UUGAAAAAAUAAGUUAUGAAUUUAGAAAUUGACUCGAAAGAGCAAACUCAGGCUAUCUUUGCGAGCCAGCACAUGCCACCAGGAUACAUUUUGUGACAAAAUUUAGGAAGCACAGGCUAUGCCUUAUCUCAUAGUGAAGUAGUUUACCCUCAGUGGUAUCCUGGAUAUUUUGGAAUACCUCAAUUUUGGAUGACCCUUAAACCUAUUUUUCCGACUCUCAAAAUUGAGGAUUUUUGAUCGUGUCCAAACGAGUUAGCAAAAGCUCUCAAUCAAGAAAAUUCAUCUAAACCUGAGUUUAAUAAUGAAAUCUUCCAAGGGAACCUCAUGCUGAAAACCCUCUCACCAACACAGAAAUCUCCAGUAUCCAGGAAGAGAAUUUCGAAAGAGGAGUUCCAGUUGCCUAUAAUCAUCCAGGAUGAUAUCAAAAAACAUAACUUGCUCUCUGAUGCAGCACAGAAUUGGAAAAUAGAGGAGAAUUCUCACUAUCUCACUCCAUUCUGAAACCUUGAUAAACAAUUCAGAAAGAGCCAUAAAGGGAGGAAGAGAAGACUCUUUCUUGAGGCUAAAAAUUUCAAGGAGUUUAUAGAAACAAAGGUGGUCCCUAACUGGGAGAAAUAUUUGAGCUCCAUCUCUUGAAGAGAACGAAGCCUUGGAAUUAUUAAUAAACAACAAUUAUUUGCCUGGGUUCAAUUUUUUAAAGAUAUCAAAAAGUUGUACAGGCUUAUGUUCAGGCUUCGCUUUCACCGUUGCGAUAAGAGAAAUGACAAUAAUCAUGACUCUAUUGUGGACUCCUUUUUAGGAGAAUUAGGUGCUGAUUGCUCAGAAUACAACCCAGAAGAGGUUUUUGAGUUUUUAUACCCAGUACUUAAUAAAUUACGAAAGACACAAAAUACUAAAGCGUUAGACAAGGAGGAUAGAUAUUUUACUAUGGUGUUCGACGAAGAAUCAAAUGAAAAUAUUUCAAAAUUCAUCAAUAAUGGACUUUCCAGACAGCUGAUAAAAUUCUUCUUAGCCAAUUUCGCAAGAGACUACGUUAAAAAGAUGCCAGACAAUUUCAAGGAGAAGGUUUCAGAGGUGAUCUCAUAUUUAGCAAGUGGUUACUCCAUGAACUUACCUUUAUCUUAA